AAUAAUAAUAAUAAUAAUAAUAAUAAUAAUAAUAAUAAUAAUAAUAAUAAUAAUAAUAAUAUUCAUUCAUCUACAGUAACGGACUCUCAUGAUAUGGCAGAGACAUCGGCUACGUGUGUAGUGCAUGUACAGACAUCCUUGUCCCCACCGCGAGAAUUGUCCAUGGACCACCAACACAGCAGAGAGAAUAACAACAAUAAUAACGAUAACAACAAGGGUGAUAACAACCGCAUGUUUCUCUAUAAACCCAGUGAGAGCUCUGCUGAACCCACCGCCGGUGAUAAUAAUAACAAUAAUAACAAUAACAAUACUACUAAUACCAGCAACAACAAUCAUAAUAGAGGAGAUCUGGAUGAGGAUGAUGAAGAUGAACAUAUCUGUCGUAUUUGCCGAGAUGGUCCAGAGAUGGAGCGUCUUGUCUCUGCAUGUGAGUGCACCGGCUCCGUGCGAUGGGUCCACCGCAGUUGUUUAGAUCGCUGGCGGCUCGCAAGUGCAAAACGAAAUAUGCGACACGUUCAACGUUGUGAGAUUUGCCGUCAACCAUUCCGUAUUGCUAUUCGUCGUCGUACUUUAUUACUACAGAGUUCCCAACACAUAUUCCGAGUGGUUUUAUUGAUAUUAUGUGUAAUGGCCUUCUUUGCGGCCUUGGCACUUUUUCUUCAUGCGACUUUUGGUGAAAUGGCCUGCCGUGCGCCUUGGCGACGUGUUUCUUAUUCCACCAUGUAUACAUUGGAUGGAGCUGUCGUGACUCUUUUUGCAUAUUUAUUACUUACGCUUCUUGCGGCCUUUUCAUUUGCGGCGGUGUACAGUCAUUGGCAUAUGCGAGCUGAGACCACGGCGCAUGUGCAGGAGUUUCAACUCUUACCGGUAUUCUGGACUCGACGAAAUAUAAUAGCAGUGUGUGUGAUUUAUCUUUUUGGUAUUCUCCAUGCCUUUUCACUUGGAUAUUUGUUAAAACUCUUUAUGUACCGCACAAGUACGGUGGUGUGGAAUUGGGAGACAUCUCCCUCCAGUGGGGCGGUAUUGUAUAUGAUGUUGAUUACAUUCACAGUAAGUGUGGUGCGGUGGGUGCGGGAGUGGCGGGGAAAUAGAAAUGAAAGAGAAGGAGGAGAACAGGAAGCGAAUACCAUUGUUAUUGAGGCAGAACCACAUCCACAAAGAGAAUCUCAACAACAACAACAACAACAACAACAAGGAGAAGAAGAAGGAGGAGAAGGACAACAGGGACAUACUUCUUCCCCUACGAAUGAGAGAAGGGAGGAACCACAACAACAGGGGGAAGUGAAUGGUAAUACAUCUGUACAGCCGCAAUUGCGUUCUAUACGAGCGGUGGAGUAUUGCCCACGGCGCCCAGUCACAAUCCGCCCAUGA
Molecule: messenger RNA, 1371 nt
Organism: Trypanosoma theileri
Lineage: Eukaryota; Euglenozoa; Kinetoplastea; Trypanosomatida; Trypanosomatidae
Exons: 1
Molecular function (GO): zinc ion binding
Source: RefSeq, a predicted model, not a curated record